This is a messenger RNA of Myzus persicae (green peach aphid), 2325 nucleotides long. It is a transcript of the gene Fsn, whose product is annotated as F-box/SPRY domain-containing protein 1. Lineage: Eukaryota; Metazoa; Arthropoda; Insecta; Hemiptera; Aphididae. Bases 257 to 1030 code for a protein of 257 amino acids. The transcript has 2 exons. Gene Ontology annotation, molecular function: protein binding. Gene Ontology annotation, cellular component: SCF ubiquitin ligase complex; synapse. Gene Ontology annotation, biological process: synapse assembly involved in innervation; proteasome-mediated ubiquitin-dependent protein catabolic process. The record is from RefSeq and is a predicted model, not a curated record.
UAAAUUUGUAGUAAACAAUUGCCAAUUAGUUAUACAAUUGUAAAUUGUUAUAACUUUUAAACAAUUACAAAUACAGAAAUAAUUUUUUUUGUCAUGCAGAAUGAUUUGAUUUACAUUCUUUAACUCUACCACUCUUUGACAGUAAUAAUAGUAAACAUUAAAAAUAUACACUUGUGUAUAAUUUAAUCUCACUAAAUAGUAGUUUAAAUUGGAAAAAAUUCAGCCAUGUUUACAUGAUUAACAUUCGAAAACAUUUAUGAUGGACGUAUAUCACGCACCGCAAUACUUACCCGACUUGGUGUUGGACAUAAUAUUUUCAAAUCUGGAACUGCCCGACUUGUUUAGCUGCAUGUUGGUCUGUCAAAAUUGGUAUCGAGUAAUUAAUGAUGGCAGAGCCGAGCCAUGGAAAUUGAUGUGUCGCCGUAAGAUACCCAAAGACUUGCUGAAGUCUGAACUUUUGUCACAACUCCACAACUAUAAAGAUAAGUUACGGGCUUUAUAUCAUUCAUGGAACCCAGACGAUUGUUCCAUGCACAUUGUCGUUAAACAAAAUGGUUUCACAUUGCAUCGCAAUCCAGUCGCCCAGAGUACAGAUUUGGCACGAACUAAAAUUGGUUACAACAACGGUAAACACGUUUGGGAAAUUACAUGGACUGGACCACUAGGUACAGUUGCAAUGGUUGGCGUGUCAACAAAAGAGGCUCCAGUGCAUUGUAGUGGUUACUUACCUCUGUUGGGUAUUGACAAGCAUAGUUGGGGUUGGAACUUAAUCGAUAACGUUUUAUUACACAAUGGAGUAUCACAUGGAAACUAUCCCUUGUUAAACAAUGCUCCUAAGUACCAAAUUGGUGAAAAAUUACAAUUAGUACUAGAUUCUGAAAACGGUAUUUUGCACUUUGAAAAAUGCAAUGAAUUUUUAGGUAUAGCUUUUAAAAAUUUACCUAAAACUAAAUUAUAUCCUUCAGUGUCAGCUGUUUAUGGUAAUACGGAAAUAUCAGUAGUAUAUAUUGGUAAGCCUCUAUAUGGUUAAGUAAACAUAGUUUUUGUUGAAAAUUCAAUCUCAUAGAAUAUAAAAUACUGUUUAACAUAAGGUUUAAAUUCCUUUGUUUUGUCAUUUUAGUUCAACAAUAUCAUACAUUUCCUGUUAUAGCUAAUAAUAUUUGGUAUGGACAUUAAUCAUACAAGUGAUAAUUUAUUUAAAAAAAUAUUUUAAGUAUUUGAAGCUCUUUUGAUAGUGGUUAGGGUGAUGAUGUUUACACAUUGAAAUAUUUAGUUCAAGUAUUUGUUGAUAAUUAUAUUCAAUUGUAUUACAAAAAUAAUAAGUUAUUUAAAAUUCAUAAUUAAAAACAACAAAUAAAUAUCUUUUUUUGUUUAAAUGAUAAAUUUAUAUUUUGCUUACCAAGGAUGGCAAACUUUUUUCAGGUCACAUGCUAAAAUUUUAUAAUCUGUUUAAAAAAUUAGUACAAGUUAAAUUAUGUUAAAAAUACUAUUUUCUACUUUCUAGGAUGAUCUCCUCAAGCCUCAAUAAAUAUCUCCCAUAGAUAGAAAUGUUCAAACAUAAAGUAUUUAUGACCGUUUUUUUAUUAUUUCUUUAAUGUUGCAUCAUAAAUUUACAACUACAUUUAGCGGGGUAGCUAUCAUAUGGUAAAAUGGGACCUGCAAACCAGUGAAAUAAUAAAGAAUUUUUUUAACUAUUUUUUAUUAAAUACAAUAUUUAACAAAGAAAGAAAAAAUAUGUGAUAUGUGUUUGUCACCCCCUGUCAUAUACUAUCUUUUUUAUCGUUUUAAUAUUAGAUAUUUUAUUGCUGGUAAUUCCAUUUCAAAAAAAUGUUCAUACCAAAAAUUAAUAUCUAGCAUAGUAAAAUUAUAUCAUAAUAAUUUGUUGGAUAAUUUUGUCCAAGACCUAUUAAAUUAUUUUGAGGAUUAAUUAUUAAGUUGUUUGAUAUACUUGGUAGCUUUUACAUACAUUAAUUGACACUCUUUAAACUUUAUCUUUUUAAUAAUUACAAUAGGUGCACAAUUUUUUAGAACAAUAACAAUAAUUAUUAAUAUUAGUUACUAAAAUUACUUAAGAAUUAUAUAUUCAUGUGGUUAUGUAGAUAUUGUGAGGGGCGAACCUAGCGCCCCAUACAUCCCCACAAUACUUAUCCUCCUUUUUUUAUUUCUAUUUGAGGGUAAUGAGUAUUUUUUUCAUAAUAAGUUUUAACUUAUAAAAUAAAAAAACAUUUUGACAGCUUAAUGAUGAAAUAGCUCCAACAAGUUGUCCUGGAUCAAUUUUAAUAGUGGCUAAACUUCAAACUUUGCCCCCCUUCCCAAAUAAAAUCA